Messenger RNA from Salvia miltiorrhiza (redroot sage), 868 nucleotides. RefSeq names its product glutaredoxin. The record is from RefSeq and is a predicted model, not a curated record. Gene Ontology annotation, biological process: cellular response to oxidative stress. Bases 292 to 666 code for a protein of 124 amino acids. Gene Ontology annotation, molecular function: glutathione disulfide oxidoreductase activity. NCBI's taxonomy places the organism in Eukaryota, Viridiplantae, Streptophyta, Magnoliopsida, Lamiales, Lamiaceae. Gene Ontology annotation, cellular component: cytoplasm. The transcript is spliced from 4 exons.
AGUUGGUUGUGACCAAAACAAAAAGAAAAAGAUGAUAUUUCGUUCCCAAGCCCAACGCUACAAAUAAUAGAAUCUAAAUAUGAAAUUCUCAUUCUUUCCUUUAAAAAAAAGAAGAAAAACAGAAAAAUAGAACCCAACCAAAGAGAAGUUAAUGCUCCGCUUGCUUUGAUUUCAAGUUCAGAAUCCGACAUCUGUGUUUUUGGACACUAGGCAGAUCCAAACACCCAACACCUGUUUCCUUCUCCCUGAUUUUGCAGAAAUAUAUAAAGCACGAGAAAACAGAGCUCAAAAAUGGGAUCACUAUUCAGCUCAACGCUUAAAAGGGAAGACAUAGAUAUGGCGCUUGCCAAGGCCAAGCAGAUCGUUUCCUCAAAUCCAGUUGUAGUUUUCAGUAAGAAGUACUGUGGAUAUUGCCCUAGGGUUAAGAACCUACUUUCCCAGUUACAAGCAACUUAUAAAGUCAUUGAACUAGAUGAGGAAGCCGAUGGUGAUGAGAUCCAGGCAGCGUUGCACGAGUGGACGGGGCAGAGAACUGUCCCAAAUGUAUUCAUCAACGGCAAACACAUAGGUGGCUCUGAUGUGGUUAUGGCAAAACACCAGCAGGGCCAACUUGUUCCAUUGCUGAUUGAAGCUGGUGCAAUUCCAAAACAAAGCAUGCAGUCCUGAACUUCCAUUAGUGGAUGGAAAUGAGCUUAGCUUACUUACUCCAACAAUAAAUCCAAUGACAUAAAUUAUGGAACUUGUGCAUUAAAAGUUAGUAAACACUUUGUCCUAAUAGAGUUGCUGUUGUAGGGCCUUUGUUUUUCAGCAGCAUUUCUUGUAAUAUUCCGUUUAAAGUGGCAUAUUUAUGGCUGCCUAGCUUGUAUCA